UGAAACUAAGCCUGCCUGGUUUGGGUAAAAAACGCUAUAUAGUUUUGUUCAACUGUCAAUUGUGAAAACUGCAAACGAAAAAUUUUAGAAUGUUUUUUGAGAUGUAACAACAAUGUCAAUGGUUUUUGACUCAUACACAAACUACGAAAUACCAAUCCAAUUCAAAUCCACUCUUUAUUUUUACUUUCACUUUCUCGGAAGCAAUUUCAUAGCUUAAAUCCUUCUUGGUUAUCAACAAUGCUCCCUGGAUUCGUUACUGCCAGGAGAUUUAUUUCUACUUCGACUCCUUUCACUCAGAGAUUAAAACAAACAGAAAAUGAGAUUGUUAAAAUGUUUCGGUUGCCUGAUUCCCAAGAAGAAAACCACUACGUUCCAAUGGAAGGAAGGAGAGUAUUGAGGAAGGAUCCAAAUGCUAGAAAAUUGGAUGAAAGGUUCAUUAGGAUUUUGAAAAUAUUUAAAUGGGGGCCUGAUGCAGAAAAGGCUUUGGAAGUGUUGAAGCUUAAGCUUGAUAUUCGCUUAGUUCGCGAAGUUUUGAAGAUAGAUGUUGAGGUCCAUGUGAAGAUUCAGUUUUUUAAGUGGGCUGGGAAGAAAAGGAAUUUUGAACAUGAUUCGACAACUUAUAUGGCUUUGAUACGAUGCUUAGAUGAAAAUAGGUUGGUUGGUGAACUGUGGAGGACAAUACAAGACAUGGUUAAGAGUCCAUGUGCAAUUGGUCCUUCUGAAUUGUCUGAAAUUGUGAAAAUCUUGGGCAGGGUUAAGAUGGUUAACAAGGCAUUAUCCAUUUUUUAUCAGGUUAAGGGUCGCAAGUGCAGACCUACAGCAGGCACUUACAACUCUGUCAUCUUGAUGUUGAUGCAAGAGGGGCAUCAUGAAAAAGUUCAUGAGCUGUAUAAUGAAAUGUGUAGUGAGGGACAUUGUUUCCCUGAUACAGUUACAUAUAGUGCACUUAUAUCAGCGUUUGGAAAACUAAAUCGCGAUGAUUCUGCCGUAAGAUUAUUUGAUGAGAUGAAGGAGAAUGGAUUACAGCCAACAGCAAAAAUUUAUACAACGUUAAUGGGUAUAUACUUUAAGUUGGGUAAGGUCGAGGAAGCGUUGAACCUAGUCCACGAGAUGAGAAUGCGGCGGUGCGUCCCAACGGUCUAUACUUAUACAGAAUUGAUAAGGGGAUUGGGGAAAUCCGGGAGGGUUGAAGACGCAUACGGAGUAUACAAGAAUAUGCUGAAAGAUGGUUGCAAACCAGAUGUUGUCCUCAUGAAUAAUUUAAUUAACAUUUUGGGUAGAUCAGAUCGCUUAAAAGAGGCUGUUGAGCUUUUUGAGGAAAUGAGAUUGCUUAAUUGCACACCUAAUGUUGUGACAUACAACACCAUUAUCAAAUCUCUAUUUGAGGAUAAAGCCCCACCUUCUGAGGCUUCUUCAUGGUUAGAGAGAAUGAAAAAAGAUGGAGUAGUUCCCAGCUCAUUUACAUAUUCAAUUCUCAUCGAUGGUUUCUGCAAAACAAAUCGAGUUGAAAAGGCUUUGCUGCUUCUUGAGGAGAUGGAUGAAAAAGGCUUUCCCCCUUGUCCUGCUGCCUACUGCAGCCUGAUCAAUAGCCUUGGUAAAGCAAAACGUUAUGAGGCUGCAAAUGAGCUGUUCCAAGAAUUGAAAGAGAACUGUGGAAGUUCGAGUGUGCGUGUAUAUGCUGUCAUGAUUAAACAUUUUGGAAAAUGUGGACGAUUCAAUGAAGCUAUGGGUCUUUUCAAUGAGAUGAAAAAACUUGGAUGCAUCCCCGAUGUUUAUGCUUAUAAUGCGCUCAUAACUGGGAUGGUAAGGGCAGACAUGAUGGACGAAGCUUUUUCUUUGUUUCGAACUAUGGAAGAAAAUGGUUGCAACCCAGAUAUAAACUCACAUAACAUCAUACUAAAUGGCUUGGCUAGGACCGGUGGCCCGAAGCGUGCUAUGGAAAUGUUCGCGAAAAUGAAGAGUUCUACUAUCAAGCCGGAUGCGGUUUCUUACAACACAGUUCUUGGCUGCCUUAGUCGUGCAGGACUAUUUGAAGAGGCUACUAAGCUUAUGAAGGAAAUGAAUUCAAAGGGAUUCGAGUAUGAUCUAAUCACCUACUCUUCAAUACUCGAGGCAGUUGGUAAGGUUGAUGAAGAUCGUAAUAUGGCAGAGUCGUGAAAACCACCUUGUAUUACCUUUUUUAGUAACCGUGCAAUGCGUAUAAAUCAAUGGAAAAUGCUUAUUGUUACUAGAGAAAUCUGACAAGAAACUUAAGAAUCCUAUGUGACUUCAUGUAACACUUACAAAUAACAACCACUCACUUAAGUCACAGAACUUUGGUGCAAAUGUUCGAAGUGAACAAGUGAUAUACACCAUUUAUUCGGACUUGUACGUCAUAUUUAGGAAGGGUUCUAAAAGUUCUAUUGUACUUAUACUAUUAUGGUAUAAGCCUUCACUCAAAUGUUUGCAUGAACUUAUGAAAUAUUUUAUGUUAGCUUAUUGUCACAAGUCUAUAUUUUUCAGUUGUUACGGUUCAAUUUAUUUUAAUUACUGUUGUAUAUGAUAGCUGGUGUAUAUGGCAUUACAAAUAGAUGAUGUUGCUACUUA
This is a messenger RNA of Medicago truncatula (barrel medic), 2586 nucleotides long. Its product is annotated as pentatricopeptide repeat-containing protein At3g16010. The transcript is spliced from 2 exons. Lineage: Eukaryota; Viridiplantae; Streptophyta; Magnoliopsida; Fabales; Fabaceae. The record is from RefSeq and is a predicted model, not a curated record. Gene Ontology annotation, molecular function: protein binding. Bases 238 to 2157 code for a protein of 639 amino acids.